Molecule: messenger RNA, 560 nt
Organism: Chrysoperla carnea
Lineage: Eukaryota; Metazoa; Arthropoda; Insecta; Neuroptera; Chrysopidae
Exons: 2
Coding region: 13-486 (157 amino acids)
Source: RefSeq, a predicted model, not a curated record
UUUACAUAUAAAAUGCCAGAAACCUGUUGUACACGUAAAUGCAUAUGUAAAAAUCAUACAAGAACGGAAUUUGAACUUUGCCCAUGUGUUAUAAAUAUACCAAUUAGAAAACGUAACAAAUAUUGGUGGGAAUGUUUUCGUAAAUCACAACGUCAGGCGUUACCAUAUGAAGAAUGGAGUUUUUGGGAUAAACGAUUAGAUACAAACAUAGGUGAACGUCUGGUGCAAUGGCUUAUAAAUGAGAGUAGUCAACCAGCGCCUCAAAAGCUUAAAAUUUAUAAAAUAAGAGAAACUUACAAAAUCGAGGAUUUGGACACAUCUGAUGGGGAAAUCUUACAUCCUGCAGAACUAUGUAUGGAAGAAAUGGAUAUUGAUGGUGUAGUCAAUUUACCAAUUAUAUCACAUAAACCUGGAAAAUAUAUCCUUCAAUUGAAAUCUGCCGAUGGACUUGAAAUUCGAAUUAUUUCUAUAAAACUUACAGCCUAAUGUAUAUAUAAUUAAAAAUUUGUUUACUAAAAAGAUUCAUAUUUAAAUUAAAUCUUCAAUUUUAAUAUAUUUGU